GCUUCUUUAGCGAAAUUCAUUUUAUCUGUACGUUGGGAAUAUAGAGAACAAGUCAAUCAAGCUGUUGAAUUGUUAAAACAAUGGCCAACAAUAGCUCCUGAACAUGUCCUAGAAUUGUUCACUCGUCAAUUUCUUCAUCCUGCUGGUAGAAGAUUCGCUGUAUGUCGUUUGGAAGCUGCUAGUGAUGAA
Molecule: messenger RNA, 189 nt
Organism: Schistosoma turkestanicum
Lineage: Eukaryota; Metazoa; Platyhelminthes; Trematoda; Strigeidida; Schistosomatidae
Source: the annotation of a GenBank genome assembly